AUGGCUUCCAAGAUUUUGUGUUUAAUAAUUAUGAUUGCAGGAUUUCUGCCUGCAAUCACAAUGGCAACUGAGUAUUGGGUAGGGGGUGACAAAGGAUGGACCCUUGAUGUUGAUUAUCAAGCUUGGGCCAAGGACAAAACUUUCAAAGUUGGAGACACCUUAGCUGGUCCACAAAGUGAAGCUUUAACUACUGGCCAUGAUGUGAUAACAUUGGCUAAGCCUGGUAAAAAAUGGUACAUUUGUGGUGUUCCAACACAUUGCUCUGACUUUAGCCAAAAGCUUGUCAUCACCGUCGAAGAUGGAGCUCCGGCACCGGCACCCGCCGCUCCGGCACCGCCAACUGAGUAUUGGGUAGGGGGUGAUAAAGGCUGGACCAUUGAUGUUGAUUAUCAAGCUUGGGCCAAAAACAAAACUUUCAAGGUUGGAGAUACCUUAGUUUUUAAGUAUACCAAAGGUCAUCAUAAUGUGUUCAAAGUGAACCAAACUGGUUUCCAAAACUGCAUAGCUCCUCCACCAAGUGAAGGAUUAACUACUGGCCAUGAUGUGAUUACAUUGGCUAAGCCUGGUAAAAAAUGGUACAUUUGUGGUGUUCCAACACAUUGCUCCGACCAUAACCAAAAGCUUGUCAUCACCGUAGAAGGUGGAGCUCCGGCACCGGCAGCUCCGGUACCGGCACCGGCAGCCCUGGCACCGGCACCGGCAGCUCCGGCUCCGGGACCGGCACCAAAAAAGGAUGACUCAAACAACUCAUACAAGGUUACUACAUCUGCGUACAAGAUAUUUGUUGGGGGUGUCGUUUUAAUUUGGACAAUUCUAAUAUAA
This is a messenger RNA of Nicotiana tabacum (common tobacco), 822 nucleotides long. NCBI's taxonomy places the organism in Eukaryota, Viridiplantae, Streptophyta, Magnoliopsida, Solanales, Solanaceae. The record is from RefSeq and is a predicted model, not a curated record.